Molecule: messenger RNA, 5093 nt
Organism: Bombus pascuorum
Lineage: Eukaryota; Metazoa; Arthropoda; Insecta; Hymenoptera; Apidae
Product: epidermal growth factor receptor kinase substrate 8-like
Exons: 10
Coding region: 1018-3690 (890 amino acids)
Biological process (GO): regulation of Rho protein signal transduction; Rho protein signal transduction
Cellular component (GO): plasma membrane
Molecular function (GO): actin binding
Source: RefSeq, a predicted model, not a curated record
UCAUUUCAUGUAUUUCAUAGAGGAGGACAAUUUUUCUUGAUAUUUCAUCCAUUUGGAAAAUAUUAACGAGAAACGAAGGUUGUACGAUAGAAGCGCGUUUGAAAAAUCGGCGGAGGAUAAUAUUGCACCUAUUACAGAACGGUAAUGGAAUGUCAGGAACGCCUGUCGAGGAAUACAAAUAGAGCUAGAAACUUGAAUGACUACAAAACCCAUUCAUACCGGGCAACGAUACAUUCUACAAAACUGAAAUAGGAAAAAGUAAAGUGAAAAUUGCACGCGAUUCAGAAUGACUUUUUAAUGAACGAAAAGCAUAGCAGAUAUUGUAACUCGCAAUAUUCCUACAGUGUCAUAUACGAGGAGAAAAGUAAAAGAAGAAAUUAAAAGGAUUUGAUUUUGUUUCAUGAAUAAACUGAAAAUUCCAAGUGAUUCAGGAUGGCUUUUUAAUAAACAGAAAGCAAAAACACUUGCGAUAUCCAAAUCGAAUAAGAUAAAAAUAAUAAAAGAGGGAAUUAAAAGAAAUCAAAGUUUCUUGAGUAAACUAAAGCAUCUUUUUCUAUUUAUUUACCAAGUCUUGGUAGUAAUGUUUUUUCGAAUUCUGGAAUUCCUUUUCGGGUACACAGCGGUAUUUUCGUCCUUCUGUACAUCUUAGCGCCAUACAACUCGCGAGGAGGCUCGUUUCUGCAAAUGUGUUUGUCGAUGAAUAAUAUUUAUUGGCCCAUUGUGUCCGCGGGAUCUCACCUCCGGACGCUGAGGUUCGAUAAGUGGAAGGCACGCGAAAGGAAUUCUCGACAUGUCUGGCGAGCGAAUUAGGCUCAUUGGAAUUUCACUUUGGUUACAAGCAGGCUUUCGUGCCGCCAAGUAUGGUCCCCAUGACCCGGUAGCCGGAUACGAUACGCGACGUGCGAGUAUCGCCCGUCUCUAUCAUUAAGUUAUUAAACCUGUACGCCUAACAAACUUCUGUGACAUCGUUACUAUCAUUAUAUUACGCGAUAAAGGAUAAACGUUUGUCUGGUCACAAUGCCGUACUACAACAGUGGACACAGUCCUUCCACCUAUAAUAAAGAUGGAGGGUCGAGUGGUCCAUCGAGCACAUCGGGCGGCCGCGUGAGCAGUUCCGAGCCGACGUACAUGAUGGAGCAUUUGGCCACGUUCACGGUCACGAAGGAAACCGGUAUUGUUUAUCCAGCGGAUGGUAUGCGGCGACUUUUGCAGUUGGAGAAGAGUAACGGCAUCUGGAGUCAAAAGAUGCAGCUCCGUCUGGAACGGAACUGGGUGCUGAUCAUGGACAACGAGACGGGGGCCGUCAUGGAGCGAUUCCCAGCCUCGUUGAUACAGGAACCGACCGCGUUCACGUCGAGGGACCCUAUGGAGAUGUAUAACAACAUUCUCGUCUUCACAGUGGCGGAUGACAGUGGUUCCGGUCAACGAGCAGAAAUGCAUAUAUUCCAGUGUCAAAGCGUCUCGGCCCAAGAUCUUGUCGAGGAUCUAAAGAUGCUACAAAUGGGUAAACUGGUACCCGGUGGUUCGCCAAGGGGACCAAGAGGUCGUAUACCACCGCCUCCUACUUUACCACCGCCAGAACCACCCUUAAACGGGGUUAACGUCCGAGAACAAGUAUCUGCCUUUAACGCUAACAAUGCCGACGGUCAAAACGAUAUAUCUCGCGAGGAGAACAACGACGAGGUAUCCUCGACGUCCUCUGAGAAAUACGAACGCGACGUAACCAUUCUGAACCAUUGUUUCGACGACAUUGAGAAAUUUAUCGCGCGUCUGCAACACGCAGCGGCUGCUUCCAAAGAGUUGGAACGUCGAAGGCGCAAUCGGAAGUCGAAGAAGAGAAAUCUGGGUGAUGGGAUGCUAACAAUGAGGGCGAAACCACCUCCGGAGAUGGAAUUUAUCGAUAUAUUCCAAAAGUUUAAGCUGUCGUUCAACUUGCUAGCCAAACUGAAGGCUCACAUUCACGACCCUAACGCUCCUGAAUUGGUACACUUUCUCUUUACGCCGCUGGCUUUGAUCGUGGACGCGUCUCACGAUACUAAUUACGAUCCGAACUUGCCGAGCAAAGUGGUAUCGCCGUUAUUGACUAGGGAAGCGGUUAACUUAUUGAUCAAUUGUGUAACUAGUAAAGAAACAGAGCUUUGGCAUUCACUGGGUGACACGUGGUUAAUACCACGCGAUCAAUGGAAAGGUCACGUUCCCCCGUAUCACCCUAUAUUUAUGGAUGGUUGGUCCCCGGAGUAUCCAAUACCAGAGGAUAGAGACCACGAUCAUCUGGCUUCCCUGUUAAACGCUGACAAACAGAAGAGGGACGAGCUCCCUGAACAACAAAACGAUCCGUACUAUAACCACCGAGAAGUGGAUGAGUCUCAUUAUAGCAGCGAUUACUUAGAGUACGAGAGUAGAGAAGAGCGUGCGGGUAACGAGUACUUUGAUAGAAAUUAUGGGACUGCCUCGGAGUUGUAUGGUAGAGAAGAAAGAGUAGUCGAUCAAACGAGAGCGCACAGCGAUAUAUCUGUGGACUCGAUCGAAAGAACACCGAGAGCCGCCGGUAUGGAAAGGGCUCAGGAAGCCUGGUUAGACGAUCUGGUAGCCAGACACGCGAAGAUCGUACAGGUUACUUAUCCGAGGACGGCGAACAAUGAUAAGGAGUUGACCGUUGUCAGAGGUGAAUACCUAGAGAUCCUCGACGAUAGCAGGAAAUGGUGGAAGGCGAGGAAUUCGAGAGGGCAGGUCGCGCACGUGCCUCACACCAUCGUCACGCCUCACAAUCCAUCCCAUUCUAACGAUAACGACGUCUUCAACAAUCCUUUGUACACGAGCCGAUACCCGCGACAGGGGCACGGCUAUAAUUACGAGGAUUCUGAAAUCGAAAGGACCAGCACUAGUCCAGGACCAGAAGCCACCCAUCGAACACACGCGAUUCCACCGCCUGCACCCGCAGAUUGGGUGAGAAAAGAGAGACUCGGGAAAAAAGAUGAAUCUACCGAAGAGACGAAGUCUAUCGGUAGCAAUAAAGUGACAUUCGCCAUUGAUUAUGAAACUAAUGAUGAUAAAAAGGAAUCGUCUAUCGAUAGAUCGGAAAUCAGAGAUAAGAAACCAAAGCCCAACGAAUUGACGCAGGUGGUUGAAAUUCACCCACCACCUCCGUAUGCGAACGAUGAAAUUGUGCCGGAAACACCAACAACACCAUCGACAUCGGUAACAGCUUUUGUACCACCACCACCUCCACCGCCUCCUUUGGAGAAUGACUUAUCCAUUUCUUCGACAACUUCGACCAUGUCGUCUGUUACAUUGAAGAGUAAUCAUUCAAUUAGCGGAAAGAAAACCGAGAAGGAGAUGCAACAGGAACUGAGACAAGUAUUAAUGAUAUUCCGUGAGAAGAAAGAGCACUAUAACAAUAGUAUGAAUCGCGAACCUGCCUUGGACAAAUAUUCCACCCCUCGAGAAGUACAGUAUUGGCUGACAGCCAAAGGAUUUUCGGAAAAAACUUGUAAACAGCUAAAAGAUAUGACUGGUUUGGAGGUAUUCGAUUUAACUAAACGACAACUGGAACAAUAUUGCGGUAUUGCGGAAGGUAGCAAACUCCAUGAUCAAAUUUUAGCUGCACGAACUGAAAGCGAGAAGCAUCCUCGGAUGUCAGAAUUAAAACAAAUAUUGGAGAAAGCUCGACAUAAAGUUGAAGAACAAUGAAACAUUCACCGCCAAAUACUCCAUAGAAAUAUACAAUAAGAAUUGUACAUAUCUUCCGAAUGUAUGUAUUUAAAAUCACACAGAUACAUCAAGAAAUGUAAUAAUGAAUUAUGAGCAAUAUCACAUACACCGGUAAAUAUGUACUUAGGCAUUUUUACAAAUCAAAUAUUUAACUGAGAUUCUUUAUUCCAUUUUCUACGAUACGUUGAUACAUAUAUCUCAUUAAUGACAACAGGGAAUGUUUGUCAAUAUCCGUAAAAAACAUCAUUCACCAAGUAAUAACAUGAUAUUUCUACAACGAGAGUUAUUAAUAGGAAAUUAGAAACAUCAGUUCAAUAUUGAUGUCAAGUCUUUAUUUCAAGCGAUCACAUACAUUGUAACAGACAUAAAUAGGUACUCUAGCUGUAUCAUUCAUUAUAUCGAUAAACUAUACACUUCUUUCGAAUACUCGACUCGAGGUCACGCAACGUGAACACAUUGAUAAUUAUAUUUUUAUAAAGGUAAAUCUGUUAUAAAGCCCUCACAAUAUUUGUCAUUUAAAUAAUAAAUUCCCGUACAAACUUUUAUAUUAGCAAAUGGAAUACAGUAAUGCACCUACCGAAUGCGACAAUGUAAAACUUUUUACAAAGAAACAGAAAUGAUUGCUAUUGAACGAACGCAACAUGCACAAUAAUGAUGUUAAGACUUAAUGAACGUUAAUAGUCUAAAGGCUAUAAAAAGAAACGGAGACAACGUUUUUCAUUAAAUCGUAUGAUACGUUGAACAAAGUGAAAUCGUUUCCUGGUUAAUCAAGCUCCAAGCAGUCUUAUAUAAUCAAAUACGUCCAGCUAUAUAAUUAUUGUUAGAAGACAAAACAAUGAAUUUAGAGAAACGUUUUCGCAAUAGAAUUAUUUCGGUAAAAUAAUUACAACGUAUCGCCUAUAAGAUGACUAUCAUAAAUUAUUUCAAAAUAUAAUGAAGCGUGUUGCUUUUCGUGAUCCCUAACAACUUAUUACAGACUCUACGCGUGUAUGUAGAAACUCUUAAAAACGCUCCUGAAAUUUCGAUACAAAAUCUACGUUGAAAAACUCUCAGACAUCUUGUUCUUAAAUGCGAUCUAAGUCUCGUCCUAAAAAUGCGUCACAACGUUAUUCGCGUUUUCUGUAAGUGCUACAAUGGUACCAAACAUUUUGGUCAUUUACGAGUAGCUCAGACAAGCCUCUUACACUCGUAAAAUUUCAAAUUCAUCCAUCUUACACGAUAAUAAUUACGUAAUGAAUAUUUAUUAUGCGACGAUUAUUACUGUUUAGUAUCAUUUACCCUUAAUGUUAUUAUGAUUGUUAAAAUCAUUAUCGUUAACUUUACUUUCGUAGACGUACGUGUCUUAAGGAUUUAAUAAAAUUAUCAUUGGAUACAUUAUUUCA